ACUUUUGUUUCAAGUCUUUUGUUAUACUGAGAAAGUUGAGCAUAUGUGUAUAUUUUUGUACUUUAUGAACAAAUGAAGCAAAUCAAUCAAAUCAAAAGUAAAACUCACACAAACUAAUUAUAUUUAUCAGAGCGAUGAUCAACAAAUUUUGUUGAGCUGUCAUUCUACACAUGCUCCUGUAAGUGGCAACGAUGAUGAAUGGGUUCAGAAUGUUAAAGUUGCAGAUAGUUUUUGUAUAAACUUAUUUUUACUCAAAGCGAUUCCAAGUGCGUGAGGAACAACAUGAAGGCCUGGAGAAUCAUUUCCUGUCGUUGCCUUGCUGCCAGCUUCUGGUUGAUGGCUCUGGUGCCUCUGCCCACACGCACUUCCCGAACUCCAUGGCUGGUAGCUGUGGCCAUUCGAUGCAUUUGGGUGGCCUUCUUGUUGUUCGUAGUGCAUGGAGGCUGGAAAUAUGCAAAAAGUAUACCAGAUGGCAGCGGCAUAGUCAGUGCAUACGUUGGAAUCGGCGUGUUUCUGGGCCACUCCAUUGUGGCUCUGAUAUUGAUAGGCGAGAGUAUACUGAAGGGUGCAUCAUUUGCAGAUUAUGAACGUCGUCGACGCAAACUCCAGCUCCAGCGGCUCUGUGCACCGCAAAUAAGAAGAAAAUUGCUGAUUUUGAUUUUUGUAGAAUUUGCUCUCGACAUCGCCAAGACCUGGGCCAAUGCCAAUUCCAAUGUGAACCCAGUGCAUGCAUAUUCCAUGCCCCACACAUGGUUGUUGCGUUUUCGAUUCAUUCAGCUGCUGCAACACGUCAUGGAACUCAACCAACGGUGUAAGCAGCUAAAACACUCUCUGAUUGUGCUCGCAGCCCGCAUUGCACCCAUCUCGAUGCUGUGGCAGCCAUCUAGUACUCAGGAGUGCGACCAGCUGCUGCAACUGCGCCUCAACUACCAGAGUAUCUUUGAGUGCUUUGGGGCCUUCAACAACUGCUAUGGCUGGGGCAUGUUGGCCUUGCUUCUAGUUUGCUCCCUUGAUAUUAUAUCCAAUGCCUACUGGACGAUUCUCUCAGAUUACACAAUGGAAAGCAUUCAUUAUUAUGUCUACAAUGGAUGCACUAGCUUCGCCACAGGACUACUCAUAGUUGCACUCUUCUGGUCUGGUGAUAGGAGUUCUGAAAACAGUCGACAGAUCGGCUGUCUCAUCUCGAAGUUGGCCAAGCCCCUGGGAAGCAAACGAUAUAACGACCUAGUCAGUGAGUUUUCCUUGCAGGCCCUGCAUCAGCGCUUUGUGGUUACGGCAAAGGACUUUUUUAACCUCAAUCUACACCUAUUGAGCAGCAUGUUUGCUGCAGUCGUGACUUACUUGGUUAUCCUGCUGCAAUUUAUGGUUGCCGAUAAGAAUUCCACGGGGCGAAAUCAAAUCAAAAUCGAGUCGAUUCCCACCAACAGUACCAAACUAAUAGAGCCUCAAUGA
Scaptodrosophila lebanonensis is the source of this 1452-nucleotide messenger RNA. It is a transcript of the gene Gr23a, whose product is annotated as gustatory receptor 23a. Bases 283 to 1452 code for a protein of 389 amino acids. The record is from RefSeq and is a predicted model, not a curated record. Gene Ontology annotation, biological process: sensory perception of taste. Gene Ontology annotation, cellular component: neuronal cell body; dendrite; membrane. NCBI's taxonomy places the organism in Eukaryota, Metazoa, Arthropoda, Insecta, Diptera, Drosophilidae. The transcript is spliced from 3 exons.